Messenger RNA from Solanum tuberosum (potato), 3274 nucleotides. RefSeq names its product beta-galactosidase-like. NCBI's taxonomy places the organism in Eukaryota, Viridiplantae, Streptophyta, Magnoliopsida, Solanales, Solanaceae. Gene Ontology annotation, biological process: carbohydrate metabolic process. The record is from RefSeq and is a predicted model, not a curated record. Gene Ontology annotation, molecular function: carbohydrate binding; hydrolase activity, hydrolyzing O-glycosyl compounds. The transcript has 19 exons. Bases 292 to 2814 code for a protein of 840 amino acids.
UUUUCCGCAAAAGUCCUGAGUUGAGUCCUCAUUUCUGUCCAACAAAAAAGUAACGGAAUUUAUAAAAGAGAAAACAAAAUUUUCAGGUUAAAAAACACAGCUGUUUUCCCUUCCCGCUCCUUAAUGUUCUUCUUUCUGUCUUCACAUUUGCUAGUUGAAGAAUAAAGUUGCAAACAGGGAAUUAAAGAGAAGGGAUAAGGUGGGUGGGGAUAAAAAUCCCUUCUUUUUUCUUUUUUAUCUUGUAAAGGUACAAUCUUGAGACUUGGAGCUGAGUUCUUGAUUCUAAAGAAAAUGGUUUCAAGGCUAGUAAGGUUGAAUGUGUUGUUGAUGCUGUUAGCAUUAUUGGGUUCAUGGGUUUUUUCUGGAAUGUGUUCUGUGUCAUAUGACCGUAAUGCUAUUAUUGUGAAUGGUCAAAGGAGAAUUCUUGUUUCUGGAUCUAUUCACUACCCAAGAAGCACUCCUGAGAUGUGGCCGGAUCUUAUUCAGAAGGCCAAAGAAGGAGGGGUGGAUGUGAUUCAGACCUAUGUUUUCUGGAAUGGGCAUGAGCCUGAACAAGGCAAAUAUUACUUUGAAGAGAGGUAUGAUCUAGUGAAGUUCAUUAAGAUAGUGCAUCAAGCAGGUCUUUAUGUGCAUCUCAGGGUUGGACCUUAUGCUUGUGCUGAAUGGAAUUUUGGGGGUUUUCCUGUUUGGUUGAAGUAUGUUCCAGGCAUCAGUUUCAGAACAGAUAAUGAACCUUUCAAGUCUGCAAUGCAAAAGUUCACUACCAAGAUUGUUAAUAUGAUGAAAGCGGAACGGCUGUACGAAUCACAGGGUGGCCCUAUAAUACUAUCCCAGAUUGAGAAUGAAUAUGGGCCAAUUGAGAAGAGACUGGGUGAACCAGGUAAAUCUUACUCAGACUGGGCAGCAAAAAUGGCUUUGGAUCUUGGUACUGGUGUACCUUGGGUCAUGUGCAAGCAAGAUGAUGCUCCAGAUCCUGUUAUCAACACUUGCAAUGGUUUCUACUGUGACUACUUCUCACCAAAUAAGGCUUAUAAACCCAAGAUAUGGACUGAAGCUUGGACUGCCUGGUUCACUGAAUUUGGAGGUCCAAUUCCUUAUCGUCCUGUUGAGGACUUGGCAUUUGGGGUUGCUAAAUUCAUACAGAACGGGGGAUCAUUCAUCAAUUACUACAUGUAUCAUGGAGGAACAAACUUUGGUAGGACUGCUGGUGGCCCAUUUAUUGCUACUAGUUAUGAUUAUGAUGCACCACUUGAUGAAUUUGGAUUAUUACGGCAACCUAAGUGGGGUCAUCUGAAAGAUCUGCAUAGAGCAAUAAAGCUUUGUGAACCAGCUUUAGUAUCUGGCGAUCCAACUGUGACAUCCCUUGGAAACUUUCAAGAAGCUCAUGUGUUUUCGUCAAAGUCUGGGGUGUGUGCUGCAUUCCUUGCAAACUACAACCAACAUUCUUUUGCUACAGUGACUUUUGGGAACAGGCAUUAUAACUUGCCACCUUGGUCUAUCAGCAUUCUACCUGACUGCAAGAACACAGUUUAUAAUACUGCAAGGGUUGGUGCUCAAAGUGCUCUGAUGAAGAUGACUCCAGCAGAUAAAGGAUUUUCUUGGCAGUCAUACAAUGACGAGCCAUCAUCUUAUGAAGACAGUACUUUCACGGUUGUUGGGUUACUGGAGCAGAUAAAUACCACAAGAGAUGUGUCUGAUUAUUUGUGGUAUAUGACCGAUGUCAAGAUUGAUCCAAGCGAAGGGUUCUUGAGAAGCGGACAAUGGCCAUGGCUUAGAGUCUCUUCAGCUGGCCCUGCUUUGCAUGUUUUCGUGAAUGGUCAAUUAGCAGGAACUGUAUAUGGAAGUUUAAAAAGCCAGAAAAUUACUUUCAAUAAAGCAGUAAAUCUAAGAGCUGGUGUAAACAAGAUUUCUCUGCUAAGCAUUGCUGUUGGUCUUCCGAAUAUUGGCCCACAUUUUGAGACAUGGAAUACUGGUGUUCUUGGACCAGUUUCACUCAGUGGUCUUAACGAGGGGAAAAGAGAUUUAGCUUGGCAGAAAUGGUCUUACAAGGUUGGUCUAAAAGGAGAAGCCUUGAAUCUUCAUUCGCUCAGUGGCAGCUCAUCUGUUGAGUGGGUUGAGGGCUCUUUGGUGACUCAAAGACAGCCUCUCACAUGGUUCAAGACCACUUUCAAUGCUCCAGCUGGAAAUGAGCCUUUGGCUUUAGAUAUGAAUACCAUGGGCAAAGGUCAAAUGUGGAUAAAUGGACAAAGCCUUGGACGUUACUGGCCUGGAUAUAAAUCAUCUGGUACUUGUAGUGCCUGUAACUAUGCAGGCUACUUUAAUGAGAACAAGUGCUUAAGUAACUGCGGAGAGGCCUCACAGAGAUGGUAUCACGUGCCACGUUCUUGGCUGCAUCCUACUGGAAACUUGUUAGUUGUAUUUGAGGAAUGGGGAGGAGAUCCCAACGCAAUCUCUUUGGUCAAGAGAGAAUUAGCAAGUGUCUGUGCAGAUAUAAAUGAAUGGCAACCACAGUUGGUGAAUUAUAAGAUGCAAGCAUCUGGGGAAGUUGACAGGCCACUCAGGCCUAAAGCGCACCUCCGUUGUGCUCCUGGUCAAAAGAUCACUUCAAUCAAAUUUGCAAGCUUUGGAACACCAGUGGGGGUCUGUGGAAGCUUCAGUGAAGGAAGCUGUCGUGCCCACCACUCAUACGAUGCCUUUGAAAAGUAUUGCAUUGGGAAAGAGUCGUGUUCAGUACCUGUGACACCAGAAAUUUUUGGUGGUGAUCCAUGUCCAGGUGUUAUGAAGAAACUCUCAGUUGAAGCUCUCUGCAGUUGAUGACACUGAGGACAAGCAAACAAGGAAGGUUUUAGCUAGUUACUGUUAUAUACACUAGCAAUAUUUUAAGUAUUCUUUUUCUAAUCCAAGAAUCACCACAAUCAUUCUUUGGCUUCACCGCGGGUGAAGUUGUACAGAUAUGCAACACACCCCUUUGUGUAAAAGCUCACAUCAAUUGGAAAAGAAACUGGGGAAAAGAUUCUGUAUAUUAUGUAAGUUACUGUACUAAUAACAUUGGUGUUCGCCUUGGUUGAAGUGUACAUCUACAUGAAUCUUGAUGAGGCCAUGUGCUGUGUGCAGAUACUUUUAGUGGUAGCAUCUAAAAAGCCUUCAGUCUUUGAGGAAUUUCAACAUUGUAAUAUCUACAUUAGAUGCAAUCAUGCAUUGCUUUGUACUUUAUAGAAAUGUUCUUGUGACAUUGCAAUAACAUCGAGCUCUCUGGCAGUUGGACUGCAGCCAA